Messenger RNA from Quercus robur (English oak), 834 nucleotides. RefSeq names its product TMV resistance protein N-like. The transcript has a single exon. Gene Ontology annotation, biological process: signal transduction. NCBI's taxonomy places the organism in Eukaryota, Viridiplantae, Streptophyta, Magnoliopsida, Fagales, Fagaceae. Bases 272 to 796 code for a protein of 174 amino acids. The record is from RefSeq and is a predicted model, not a curated record.
CUCAUUUUAUCGUAACUGAUUCAUGAAUCUGGCGUUAUUUCAAAAGAAAAUUUUUGAGCUUUUUAGUUUUCUCUGCAAUUUCAUAAAAAAUCUGUGAACUCACUUUUCGAGCACGAAUAUCCAUCUCCUUUUCUUCUUUUCCACUUCUUGAAAUUAAAAUCCAACUCAAAUUUGCUUUCUUCUUCCUCAAUUUAUAUUUUUCUUUUGUGUGUUAAAUUCUUCAAAAAACUAUUUUAAUAUAUUUUUAAUACAUAUCUCUAGCAUAUUUGCGAUGGCUUUUCUGGCCAUAGAAAACGCCUCCUCCUCCUCAUCUGUUCCUCCUUCUUCUACUCGUGGAUGCAAAUACGAAUACGAUGUAUUUCUCAGUUUCAGAGGCAUCGACACCCGCAACAAUUUCACAGACCAUCUAUACUAUAGGUUGAAGCAAGAAGGGAUAUUCACAUUUAGAGACGAUGAGAGGCUUGAGCAAGGAACAAAGAUUAACUCAGGGCUCCUGAGAGCAAUAGAUGAAUCGAAAAUCGCUGUUGUUGUUCUAUCCAAACAAUAUGCUUCGUCGAGUUGGUGUUUGAUCGAACUAGCAAAGAUUGUUGAGUGCAUGGACAAGAAGAAACUGACAGUCCUUCCUGUGUUCCACUACGUGGAUCCUAGUGAUGUCAGGUAUCAGAGAGGGUCUUUCACGGAAGCUUUUGCAAAACAUGAAAAUCAAUUCAAAGAUAAGAUUGAUGAUGUGAAGACUUGGAGAGUAGCCUUGACAAAAGUUGCCAAUCUCUCUGGAUGGCAUCUAAAGGAUGAGUAAGAAUUUCUUUUCUUUUCUUUUCUUUUCAAAUGAUAGUU